AAAUAAUUUUAAGUAACUUACAUUACAUUUUUUUUCCUGUUUCACUGGCAUGUCAUACUGACAUGCAUAUUACAGACUAAGCACAAACUUUAACAUGUGUACCCUUUGAAAAAAUAAACUAAAUAUGAUAAAAAAAAAAAAUUACAAAAAUGCAUUGAUGUACAGUGACAUUGGUGCAUUGCUUGCGACAAAUGGUGACAGCAAGGUCGCAGAGACUCAAACUGAAACCAAAGGAUGAAGCAGUGUACUAUGCUUUGACUUCAAAAGAUAAAACUGGGUUUGAAAUAAAAUACAUAAGCUUAUUCAAAGGUAAGAAAAAAAAGUCUGUUUACGUCAGGGAUCUCCAAUAAUUGUUCUUUUUCAUGACUAAUCUGAAAAAUCAUUUGCUAGGUCGGGGAGUAUUCAGCUCUAGCCACUAUAGAAAAGAAGAUUUUCUAGUUGAAUAUAGAGGAGACAUAAUAACCAAAGAAGAAUGUGAAAGAAGACGCAGACUUUAUCAUAAUGCACUUGAAGUGUUUUUGUUUUAACUGCUUUUUAAUGGAAGACUGUUAUGGUAUGUAUAUUGCUUUAUUAAAUUUGCUAACAUUUAUGUUUCUGUAUUUUCCUUAAAUAUAUAUAUAUAUAAAAAAGGAACUUGUCUUUUCUAAAACUUGAUAAUUUUUUUUGAUCUGCAAUUACUUACUGUGUAAUUUAGUAACUACUGUAAUUACAUGAGGUGGCAUUGUUUUCUAUGAUUCAGGGUUGAUGCUGCAAGAGAAGAUGGCUCGUUGGGUAGACUUAUUAAUGACAAUCAUAUAAACACAAACAGCAAAAUGAAAAUAAUCAAUGUUGAUAGAAAACCCUAUUUGUGCUUAUUCGCAACAAAGGACAUCAGUCCAGGGCAAGAGAUCACUUAUAACUAUGAUGUUUCAGAAUGGCCAUGGAGGAACAAGGUGACCUCUGACACUGAAAUCCAGACCAGUACUUCACUUAGCUGUGCAGGACAGAAAACUGGAACACAGAAGUGUUGUUCAUCUAAACGGGUGACUUCUGACACUGAAAUCCAGACCAGUACUUCACUCAGCUGUGCAGGAGACAAUACUGGAACACAGAAGGUGACCUCUGACACUGAAAUCCAGACCAGUACUUCACUCAGCUGUGCAGGAGAAAAUGGUGGAACACAGAAGGUGACCUCUGACACUGAAAUCCAGACCAGUACUUCACUCAGCUGUGCAGGAGAGAAUGGUGGAACACAGAAGGUGACCUCUGACACUGAAAUCCAGACCAGUACUUCACUCAGCUGUGCAGGAGACAAUACUGGAACACAGAAGAUUUGUAAACUUUAUGUAAUAUCAGUAGCUGUGUCAAGCUUGGAUAAAUGUGCCAGCUGCAGUGGGCCCUACAAUGCAUUCAAGUGGGUUAGGGUGAAAUGUAAAAUCAUUCUCAAAUCUUCUGAAAAUUACGCAAGAAGAAAAACAAAGACCAUGGUCUCCUGAUGAAAUUGCUGCAGUAUUGAGACAUUUCCAAAGCCAUGUUUCCAAGGGUAAACUUGCCACAAAAAUAGAAUGCCAACAAUGCAAAUCCGCAGAGCAUCCUAUGUUGGCAAAUCGCUCCAUUCAAAACAUCAGGGACUUUGUCAGAAACAGGUUUGAUGCUGAAAUGGAAUCAGGUAGAA
This is a messenger RNA of Danio rerio (zebrafish), 1654 nucleotides long. The record is from RefSeq and is a predicted model, not a curated record. Lineage: Eukaryota; Metazoa; Chordata; Actinopteri; Cypriniformes; Danionidae.